Rhinichthys klamathensis goyatoka is the source of this 1461-nucleotide messenger RNA. RefSeq names its product melatonin receptor 1A a (gene mtnr1aa). Gene Ontology annotation, molecular function: melatonin receptor activity. NCBI's taxonomy places the organism in Eukaryota, Metazoa, Chordata, Actinopteri, Cypriniformes, Leuciscidae. Bases 209 to 1261 code for a protein of 350 amino acids. Gene Ontology annotation, biological process: G protein-coupled receptor signaling pathway. The record is from RefSeq and is a predicted model, not a curated record. Gene Ontology annotation, cellular component: membrane. The transcript is spliced from 2 exons.
UGUCAUGUACCAACAUUGUGAUGGGUGCACACAUAGCCAUAAAAGUGCAGACCCCGACACACGGAAGCCCCGACGAGAGAACCGAGGAAAGUUGUCCGGGGCGCACAACUUAUCCAUAUCCCACGAAGAGAUGAGAUCCCACCGGAGAGACGUGCCUGAACUGCACGGUUUAUUUUGUUGAUUAAGAAAAGUUUCAUGAAGAUAUACAAUGUUUAUAAAUGGGAGUUUUCUGAACAGCUCUGCACUGGACCCUAGCGAGCAAGCAUUUCACCGGCCUCCCUGGGUCACUACUACUCUCGGGUGUUUCCUCAUAUUCACUAUAGUGGUGGAUAUUUUAGGAAACCUGCUGGUGAUUUUCUCAGUCUACAGAAACAAGAAACUAAGGAACGCAGGUAACAUCUUUGUGGUGAGUUUGGCAGUGGCGGACCUGGUGGUGGCCAUCUACCCGUAUCCAAUGGUCCUGACUUCCAUAUUUAACCAGGGCUGGAACCUGGGGUAUAUGCACUGCCAAAUUAGCGGCUUCCUGAUGGGCGUCAGUGUAAUCGGCUCCAUUUUCAACAUCACCGGCAUCGCAAUUAAUCGGUACUGCUAUAUAUGCCACAGCCUGAAGUAUGACAAGCUCUACAGUGACAAAAACUCAGUCUGCUACGUACUGUUAAUCUGGGCUUUGACGGUGCUCGCAAUCGUGCCCAACUUGUUCGUGGGCUCCUUGCAGUAUGACCCGCGGGUUUAUUCCUGUACGUUUGAGCAGUCGGCGAGCUCGGCGUACACGAUCGCCGUUGUCUUCUUCCAUUUCAUCCUUCCUAUCAUGAUCGUCACCUACUGUUACCUACGAAUUUGGGUUCUUGUCAUACAGGUGCGUCGACGAGUCAAGCCUGACAAUCGUCCCAAGCUCACGCCUCACGACAUACGAAACUUCGUCACAAUGUUUGUUGUUUUUGUGCUUUUUGCCGUGUGCUGGGCACCAUUAAACUUCAUCGGGCUGGCGGUAGCGAUUUCUCCAGAGCGUGUGGUUCCUUUAAUACCUGAAUGGCUCUUUGUGGCAAGUUAUUUCAUGGCAUACUUUAACAGUUGCCUCAAUGCAAUCGUCUAUGGAGUGUUGAACCAGAACUUUCGUCGCGAAUAUAAGCGCAUCGUGGUGUCGGUAUGUACUGCGAGGAUCUUCUUUGGGGAAAGUUCAAAUGAAGCGCAAGAAAGACUCAAGAGCAAACCCUCGCCACUCAUGACCAACAACAAUCAGGUCAAGGUGGACUCUGUGUGAACAGCGUGAGUGUAUAUGCAUGUAAGGCGAAGAGAACACAACUAAGCAAACUUGAUUUAGUAAAAAAAAACUAAUAACCAAAAAUGUUGUCAGGAUGCAGCCCUGAAACUGUGAUUUGUUGCCUCAACACAAUUAAAACAAACAGGAAAUUAUUAUCAUUGUCUUUUAUAAAGCACUUUUUUCAUCAUUGGUCAGAAGUA